This is a messenger RNA of Lytechinus variegatus (green sea urchin), 973 nucleotides long. RefSeq lists its product as uncharacterized. Bases 266 to 859 code for a protein of 197 amino acids. NCBI's taxonomy places the organism in Eukaryota, Metazoa, Echinodermata, Echinoidea, Temnopleuroida, Toxopneustidae. The transcript is spliced from 2 exons. The record is from RefSeq and is a predicted model, not a curated record.
UAUAUUUGAGCCUCAUAUUUAACAAAAUGGCAGCGUCCAUGUGAGACAAAUUACUUUUAGUUUUGUGCCAAGUCCGGGGCCAACCAGCCAAGACACUCAUUUCAGUGUUUGAUUAAUGCGUAGACUUAGGCUAACUGAUAAGCAUUGUAUUCCCAUAAUAUUCAUUUGAUUUACUUGCGUAUGUCAUGUUUAGACUAGGCCUAUUAGUCUUAAGUUAAUCCAUCGAGCUAUUCGAUUCUGCAGCUGCAUCUCCACCUCCUGUGUGAUGAUGGCCUCCUUGAUCCGCCGGUCGGCCCCGUGUUUGCUCGGGAGGAAAACGCGAGUUUCCGGUCCGUGGUCUGCGGCGCCAACGUGGCCAGCGGGCGCGGAUGUAACGUUAGGUGGCCAUUCAUCACGGGUUCACAGCAGCAGCAAACGGCUGAAUGUGGACAGGGUGUCAACUAUUUCAAAGUUUCUACUCUUCAACAAUGACAUCAUCAUGUGCAACAGACAAUUAUUAUGCAGGGAUCCCAGGGUCAGAGGACUUAAAUUUAUUUAUUCCCAAGAAUUUUCUUCAAGUUCAAAUGAGAAGUCAGGAAUAACUGAAAAGGAAUUAAAAAGAGAAAUUGACGAUUUGACUGACAAAUUUAUGGAGACAAGAGAACUCUUGGAAGAUGCUAUGGAGGCCAAAGGCACAGUCUACUUCAAUGAUGAUCUCAAAGAUGCCAAGGAGGCUGUUCAAGAAACGCUGUCUCAGUUUGAGGAUCUGAUGGUGAAACUGAGCGAGGAGCAAGAGAGAAAUGUGAGAAGAACUAUUGGACUCAAGAUGGAGGAGCUCCGAGCACAAGAGGCAAUGAUUGAUGAGAGUUUGAAAGAUUGAAUAUCAAUUAGAAUUUGUAUUGGUUAAUAUUGUUCUAAGGAAAAGUUGGAUGUUUUCAAAGAAUACAUUGCCAAUUAAUGAUUGUUAAUGUUAAUAUUGAACAUGACCUGUAUG